CAAUGUCGAUCUUGUUCUCUGGAUGAAUCUGGAAAUUGAGCUUUUCUAUUAGUGAUUUGAAUGUAAAAAUAUUGUUUAAAAUUGCCUUUGAAAUUUUUAUUUUUGUGUAGUCGCGAGAGAUUUCUUGAACUUUUGCAAUUUUUUGCGAGCCGUUACGAGCGGCGGAUUAUCUGCAUCUAGUAUAACCAGUUGUAGCAUAACUGUAUGCAGCAUAACCCUUGUAAAAUUUUGUCCUGGCAAGGGAAAUUUAAACAGCCGAGUUGCUGCUUGUAUAUUGUAGUCGCGAGAGAUUUCUCGGAUUAUCUGCUUCCAGUAUAACCAGAUGUAGCAUAACUGGAUGCAGCAUAAACCUUGUAAAAUUUUGUCAUGGCAAGGGAAAUUUAAACAGCUGAGUUGCUUCUUGUAUAUUGUGGCUUGAUUUCGAAAGUGCAGAAAAACACGCUUUUAUUGUGCGUCUGCAACAUGUAUAUUGUUUUCUAGGUUGUUGCACAGUUGUUUGUUUGUUGAAACCCUACGGCUUUGCUUGGCAAGAGCCGGAUUAACUUCCUUUUGCCCUAAAUGCCAUUUUUUGGGGUUUUUAAAUUGUUUUUAUGUUUUGAUUUGCAUUUGAAGCCAUUUUUGUGAUCGAUGCUUUAAUGACGACCCGCCAUUAGCGCUUUGUGGGAGAUUUUUGGUAGGUACCGUCUUGAGUUGGGGUUUUCUAAUGCUGCUUUGUGACGUUUUCUGUGAAAAGAGCUCGUUUGCGUGUAACCGUAGGGUUUGCGUGAUUAAAAGAGUUACUACGGCAAUAAAAUUCUUCAACUGAGCAGAUUAUCUAGAUUAUUUGGCGUGGAAAUAUCUUGGCGAAACUAACACGUUAGGUGUCGUUAGGUUUGGACAUCGACAAAUCAGAGAGUUUUGCUUAGACUGCGUACAGGAAGAGUUUAAAUAAUAAUCAAUAAGACAAACAGAUUGCUAAAGCUCUGCUUGAUUCAGUCAUGAGUCGCCCACAUGAUGGUCAUUCCAUGUUCCCAUAUUUCUCCGGUCCCUUAAGAAUGGUCGGUCCUAAACGGUCAUCGAAUCAAUCUUCAAAGCUGGAUCAAACAUUAAAUGCUUUUGAGACUGCCUUGACACAAAGAUUGAACCAUCUUAAGACUAAGGAUCCCGAGGGUUUUUUAACUUUAUCAUGGAUGCAGCAGGCCAUGGAGGCUUUGUCCGCAACGCACAAGGAUCUAAAGACCGUAAUUGAAGACCUUAAAUUCCCUGCAACAGAGUGGGAGCAGAAAUGGAUGGACCAAUAUCUGGAUGAUACUCUGAAGGUAAUGGACAUUUGUAUUGCAUUAAAUGCAGAAAUCUCAAAGCUCCAGGAGUCCCAGCUUCUUGUCCAGUAUGUUUUGCACAUCUUGGCCUUCUCUGGCGGCAGUGUUCCAUGUGCAGACAAGCUAGAUCGGGCCAAGGGUUCUCUCCGUGAUUUGAUGGAAAAAUCCGAUAUGAAGAGGAAAAAAGAAAAUGGUGCAAUUUCAAUGAGAAAUUGUAAGAUUGAAAAUUGCACUCGAAUAUUACAGGGUCUGAGAAAUGGGCUUCAGUUUGGGAAGGUGAAAUCUUCCACAAAGGGCAAGGUUUUCUUGAGGGCUAUGUAUGGAGUGAAGGCCACAACAAUAUUUGUUUGCAGCGUUGUGGCGUCAGCACUCUCUGGUUCUCUUGCCCCGUUGAUUGAAGUGCAAGUUCCUGAUCAAUUCUUGUGGUCAGAUGUUUUCAUGAGUUUGCAGAAGGAGAUUCAUGAAGAAAUAAAGGCUUCUUUUGCCAAGGAAGGUGCUGCAAUUUUGAAAGAUUUGGAGAUCUUGGGUGCUCCCAUUGAAAGCAUGUACUCUGUUGUGGAGAAGCUGCCUGCUGGCACUUUUCUUAAAACAGGGGAUUCCAACUAUGAGAAAAUAAGAAUCGCUACAGAAAAGCUACGACAUGGUGUGCAAUUGCUUGCCCAGGGAUUAGAUCCUCUCACGAAACAGGUCAAUGACUUCUUCCAGAUUGUUUUGAAUGGAAGAAAUGAAUUGCUUGACAGUCUCAGGUUAACUGGAAAUGAGGAUGAACAUAAGGGAGAUGAUUUUUUACGUCAUGUACAAAAAUUAAGGUAAAAAAUGUUUCCUUGUAUCUUGGCGUUGUGGGGAAAUCUCCGAUCUCCUUUAUAAAUGUUUAUUUCUAUGAAAACAACAGUCAUGUAUGUUCUAGGGGUUGUGUGUUGUCUUGUAGGAUUUGUCUGGCUUUUGAAUUUAUAUUAUUGCAUGGCAAUAUAUUUGUAUCAUUUGUGUUAUAUCAAAAUAUGCAUGGGAAAGAAAUUUCUGGGCAUCAUGAUUUCUAUAAGUUGAGUAGGAUACACUGCUUUUAUCAGCUUACAUGGAAGCUGUGUUGUAAUAGAUAUGUCGUCCACCAUACGUUCAAGAUUCAUAAUUCAUCUUUCUGGUAUAUCAGUAUUUCCUUU
Messenger RNA from Cryptomeria japonica (Japanese cedar), 2455 nucleotides. RefSeq names its product protein BPS1, chloroplastic. The record is from RefSeq and is a predicted model, not a curated record. The coding region runs from base 978 to 2111 and encodes 377 amino acids. NCBI's taxonomy places the organism in Eukaryota, Viridiplantae, Streptophyta, Pinopsida, Cupressales, Cupressaceae. The transcript is spliced from 3 exons.